Messenger RNA from Yamadazyma jaroonii, 3255 nucleotides. The record is from the annotation of a GenBank genome assembly. NCBI's taxonomy places the organism in Eukaryota, Fungi, Ascomycota, Pichiomycetes, Serinales, Debaryomycetaceae.
AUGAGUCCGGCAAAUCAUCUAAAUCAUCAAGAUAAGUUUUCCUCGAGUUUACAAGACUUAAAUGAAGAUAUUGAUCUAAUAUAUCAAAAUUAUAUGAAUGGUCAAGAUAGUAAUGAUACCCUUGAUUCACAAACUCAUCAAGUAAGUGGUCAUAGAAGACUCAUACCUGAAGAAGUCAUUGAACGAUUUAAACAUUCUAAUGAUUAUAGUAAUGAUGAUGUUACGCACAGCCAUGAUUCUAAUUUACCCAUUCAUAUUUCGUCAAGAUUAUCAAGUAUAAGGAAUAACCAAGAUAUGACACAAAGUGCUCCUCAAACACCCAAUUCUAAUGGUUCAUUUGAUUUCAAUCCUCAUAAAACUUAUGCCAUGUCCAAUGCUUCCUUGAAUAUUUUGGAUACUCCGAGCAUUGAGCAUGAUUUUAAAGAUAUGAAAAUAACUGACAAUGUUGUAGGUUCAACUGAUGCUUUAAAAUCAGUUUUGAUCAAUGAUAGUUCUAAUAAUGAGUUUGAACCUAUUGGAAGUGAAGAUUAUGAGUACGAACAAGAAGAAAAUCUUGAAACCGAAUCUGAGAAAGAUUAUGUUGAUCCCAAUACCAAACAAGAUGAUUGGCAACAACAAGGUGGUGCAUCCAGAACUAUUAACAGUGAGUCAGGUUAUAAAGUCAUAAGAAGAAAUGUAACGGAUUUCGAAUUUGGUAAACAAUUAGGUGAAGGUUCCUACUCUACUGUAGUUUUAGCUACCGAUAAAAUCACCUCGAAGAAAUAUGCCAUUAAAAUUUUAGAUAAACGUCACAUUAUAAAAGAAAAGAAAGUCAAAUAUGUAAAUAUUGAAAAACAUGCAUUGAAUAGAUUAAGUAAUAGAAUGGGGAUAAUCUCAUUAUACUUCACAUUCCAAGAUAAAGAUUCACUUUAUUUUGUGUUAGAUUAUGCUUCCAAUGGGGAAUUAUUAUCAUUGAUUAAGAAAUACAACACUUUAAGUGAAGAUUGUACUAGAUACUUUGGAGCUCAAAUUCUCGAUGCCAUCAAAUUUAUGCACGACAAUGGGAUUAUUCAUAGAGAUAUCAAACCGGAGAAUAUCUUACUAGAUGAUAAUCUUAGAAUUCAAAUAACUGAUUUCGGUACUGCUAGGUUGUUAGAAAAGAAAAAUGAUGAAUCAGAAGAAUACCCGGUUGAUAUUAGAGCUAAAUCCUUCGUUGGUACAGCUGAAUAUGUUUCUCCAGAAUUAUUGGAUAACAAAUAUUGUGGUAAACCUGGUGAUAUAUGGGCUUUCGGUUGUAUCAUAUAUCAAAUGAUUGCAGGGAAACCUCCUUUCAAAGCAGCCAAUGAAUAUUUAACUUUCCAAAAAAUUACGAAAUUACAAUAUGCCUUUAGUGCUGGAUUUCCUAUAGUUAUUCGAGACUUGAUCAAACAAAUAUUGGUUUUGCAACCAUCCAAAAGAGCCAGUAUCCAAACUAUCCAGAAUCAUUACUUCUUUUCAUCCAUUGAUUUUAAUGAUUUUGAUUCUAUUUGGUUGACCACUCCACCUGAAUUAGGUCCUUAUAAGAUGUCAGCUAAAUCCAUGAUGAAAGUACCAGAAUUAACCAAAUCUCCAUCCACUCAAUCAGUCAACGUUAGAAAAACUGUAGCCACUCCUAGACAAAAAAGAGUUGCCAGUGAACCAACUUCUGCGUCUUCAAAUGGUAACCAAGUUUCUAAUACAAAUUCUAAUUCUGCUGGUCAUAAUGGUAAAUUUGUUAACCCUGCCAGUGCUGCUGCUUUUGUUUUGAAUAAAAAAGAUUCAUCUCCCGAUGUUGAAGAGUCUGAAGAGUCAAUCACUCCUAAAGAAGAAAUUGCAAGAUCAACUCCUCGUAACAGCGUACAUAACCAUACUCAAAGAUCAACUCCUCAGCCAGAAUAUAUCCCUGGUACUAAUAUUUUAAGGCCAACCAUUCAUACACUUCAUUCAUAUUCCAGAUCAUCUUCUAACACCAAGAAGAAAACUGUUAGGACUAAACCAAAAGUCAAAACUUUGGAAGUUACACCUAUAACAGCAUUAGAAGUUGCAUGGAAACAAUAUUUGAAUCACAAUGAUGAAAGAAUCUUGAAAAUAGGUCCCGUAAUUGCUAGUAAAUCUGACACUGAGAUGUUUGAGAGGAAAUACAAAGGAUUGAUUCAUGAUUCCCCGUUAGGAUUGCAAAACAAAAGAAAUAAUACCAGUUUCUUGUCGCAAGUGGUUAACGGGAAUUCUGGCUUGAGAGGUUCUAGUAUGAGUAGUUCCACACCCAGUGAUAGUGUAACUCAUGAUGAAGAAACAUUCGAAGGUGAUGAGAGUGAUGCUAUAAUUGAUUAUUUCCUUAUCGAAGAAACGAAUAAUGGAUCAUUGACACGAUCUGAAACCAACAAUUCCAGCAAUAAUAGUUCCAGUAGAGGAUCUAAAUUCUUGAAAAAACUAGGAAUUUCUAAUGCUCUUUCAACUAAGGAGAAAGAACAUGAAUUGGUAACUCAACAUCCUUUAGAAAAACCUAGAACAUGUACUAUGGUGAUAACUUCACAUGGAAGAGUGUUAAUCUUCUUCCGUAAUGAUCCCGACGCUAAUUAUAGGUUGAUUUCCGAAAUAUUAUUGAGUUUUGAAUUCAUCAGUUUCAAAGAAGUCAUCACAUCGUCUAAUAGUAAGUUGUCCAGACUUUUACCUUCAACAGGAUUAUUUGCCAUUGUUUCUAAAGAUUCUACUUUCACAUUUGAAGUAGAAAAGUAUGAAAUCAACGGAUGGACAGAAUCAUUAGCCAAAGCACAAACCAAUCAAUUUGAAAGAAUAAAGUUGGAUAAAUCUGGUAAAUUUGAAAAACAAAAAUCACCCAAAUUAAUGGAAUCUCCAGCUUUCCCCGAUAGGAAUGUUGAAAAAGAAUUGAAAAAAGAAGAAAGGCAUAGUUCUGAAUAUCGAGCCAAAUCUCCCAAACCUGACCAUAAUCAUCUUGAUCAUAAAGAAAGUUUAUUGACCAAUAAGAUCAAAUCUCGAUCAUCAGUAAAGAGAAAACCACCACCACCAAUUUCCAAUGGUUUAGAUAUGUCAACAGGGUUAUCUCAAGAGAAUGGGAUGUUAACUGCUGCGCAGUUAGCAGUUUCUCAUAGUACAAUAACACCAACAUUUAACAGAAGAUCGAGUUUUUCUAAAGAAGAGAAACCUUCUACAACAUAUAAAGUAGUUAAACAGAAUGCUUCAGGUGGUAUUACGCAAAUGAAUUCUAAAUUCUUAGCCAGAAGUCACCGUAAAAAGUAA